This is a messenger RNA of Pectinophora gossypiella (pink bollworm), 2584 nucleotides long. RefSeq names its product inactive rhomboid protein 1 (gene rho-5). Gene Ontology annotation, biological process: regulation of epidermal growth factor receptor signaling pathway; regulation of protein secretion. Gene Ontology annotation, molecular function: serine-type endopeptidase activity. The transcript is spliced from 11 exons. Gene Ontology annotation, cellular component: endoplasmic reticulum membrane. The coding region runs from base 197 to 2584 and encodes 795 amino acids. Lineage: Eukaryota; Metazoa; Arthropoda; Insecta; Lepidoptera; Gelechiidae. The record is from RefSeq and is a predicted model, not a curated record.
AUAUGUGUCCUUUGAUAUUUUCACAACUAAAACACUUAUUUUUUUUUUCUACAUUUAUGUCUUAUACAGUGACAGUGUUACCUUGAACAGUGAUCAGUGAUUUAGAAAAGAAGUCACAGUGAUAUUUUUUCAUAAACAAAAUAUUGUUGUUAUUAAAUAGCUGUGUUUGAAUGCGCUGAAGUGAAAUUUUGAGGUUAUGGCGGAAGAUAAGCGAUCAAGCGCGGGGCUACUUGCACCACAGCUCACGUGCCAGAGUUCAUCCCCGCCGACCGCUGCGUCCGCGCCGCCGCUGCCCGCGCCUGCGUCGCCCCCGCGCGUCACCUCCGCCCCACCAACCCACCAACCCCACCCCCAUCAAACCCACCAACCUAAUCAAUCACCCCCGGAUACUGUCCCGCAACCCGCGCAAGAAGAUGGCGUCAGAUUACGCAGGGCGCAUACCAUUGCUGUCAGAGACUACCUCAAGAGGGAAACUCAGACGUUUUUUGGGGUUCAAAGGGACAAUGAAAGGGAACAAAGGAGGCUGUGGUAUGAGAGGCGGAGGCGGCACGCGGCGCGGGCGCUCGGCGACCUCCGGCUGGACCUCCCACCGGACCACCAUCCUGACGAUGAUGAUGUUAGUAUGUACGGAGCAUCAGGCGCCGCCCCGAGAGAGGCGCGGGGGCGCGUGCGCGAGCGGCCCGACGUGUUACCGGCGCCUGCGUCGCUGGAGGACGCGCCGCUCCCCACCCCGCGCACCGGCAAGGACAGCGUCGCGCGGCUCACGCUCACCGGCCUCUCUUAUGUUGUUACUGCGGUGACGCGUCGCUCGCGGCAGUCGACGUCUGCGCAGUGGUCGCGCUCCUUUCGAGGCAGCCCGAGCACGCCCGUCGACGACGCCGAUGUUGACGACGUGUUCUUCUCUGCACCCACCUCCUCCACACCGAUCACCCACCACGACGACGCCGAUCCUGGCGGGGAUAAAGGCGCCCGGUCUCCGGUGGGUUCGAGUGAGGUGCAGUACCGAAGGCCGGAGCGGAGUGUGUCGUGGGGCGCGGGGGGUGCGCGGAUCCAUACGCCCAUGCUGGAGCCUCUAGCUGAUAACUCCAACCGGAGGCAGUUCGGCAUGGGCGUCGUCGGACGGUUCUUUAGGCGUUCGCUACGCAAGUCGGUGACUCAUCAGGAAGACGUGGCUCGACAGUUGGAUGAGCUGACGGACUACAGACCGUACUUCACGUGGUGGGUCAGCACGGUACAGACGUUGGUGCUGCUGCUGUCUCUACUCUGUUACGGGUUUGGACCUGUGGGCUUCGGACGCCACACGCACUCUGGACAGGUGCUGGUCAAGAGCUUGAGUUUGCAGCAGGUGGAGUGGGAGGAGCCAGCGUCGUUUUGGCUAGGUCCUCGGGCGGCGGACCUGAUACAUUUAGGAGCAAAAUUCGCGCCCUGCAUGAGGAGGGACGCAAGGAUAGCACGAGCUAUCGCAGCAUCGGCAAGGAGGGAAAGAGACACAGCAUGUUGCAUACGAAACGAUGACUCGGGAUGUGUACAGUCGUCUAAGGCUGAUUGUUCGAAUACGAUAUCAACGUGGAAAAAGUGGUCUUCAGGCGAGUCGGGGCCUGGUGGUCGGAUAUCAGGGUCAGUUUGCGGAUUAGAUCCCAAGUUUUGCGAAGCGCCUCGGUCGAUAGCGCCGCACGAGUGGCCAGAUGACAUAACGAAAUGGCCGAUAUGUCGGAAGUCCGUACUAGACGGAUCUGCGGCAGCUGGUAGAGCAGGGCACGCGGCAGAACACAUGGCCUGUGAAGUCAUUGGCCACCCCUGCUGCAUAGGAGUACAUGGACAAUGCGUCAUAACCACGAGAGAACAUUGUGACUUCGUCAAAGGCUACUUUCAUGAAGAAGCGUCGUUAUGCUCACAGGUUUCGUGUCUAGACGACGUCUGUGGGAUGUUGCCCUUCAUGAGACGAAGACGACCAGACCAGUUAUAUAGAGCUUGGACGUCGUUAUUUGUACACGCUGGUCUCCUACACCUGGCAGGGACAUUGGCAUUGCAAUGGCUCUUCAUGAGGGACCUUGAGAAAAUGGCUGGUCCUGUGAGGAUAGCUAUUAUAUACCUGGGCAGUGGCGUGGCGGGAAAUAUGGCAUCGGCUAUCUUUGAACCGUAUAGAGCUGAGGUGGGUCCGGCUGGAGCUCACUUCGGUUUACUGGCGUGUCUGAUAGUGGAAGUGAUAGGUGCGUGGCCUCUCCUACGACACCCUCGCCGCGCGAUCCUCAAGUUAAUAGGCAUCGCUGUAGCCCUUUUCCUCCUGGGCCUUCUACCCUGGAUUGACAACUUUGCCCACGUAUUCGGUUUCGUAUUCGGAUUCCUCCUAGCAUACGCGUUGUUGCCAUUCAUAACAUUCGGGCCGUACGAACGUCGUCGCAAGAUCGUUCUAGUGUGGGUGUGUUUAGUGUCGGCGGGCGGGAUGUUGUGCGCGUUGGUGGCAUUGUUUUACGCGGCGCCUGCGUACGAGUGUGCGGCUUGUGCGUAUUUCACUUGUUUGCCGUUCGCACCGGACAUGUGUGCGUCGCAGGACGUGCGCGUGCGGCAGCUGGACGGGGUAUGA